AUGUGCACCCCGCCAUUGUCACACCUGAUAGCAGCACAGCUGCACCGCCUGCACCAUCUGGACGUGCCUCUUGGGUCGGAGGAGGAGCGGAAGGAGGGGCACUUGUGGCAUGCGCUGUUCGACAUGCUCCACACUGCCGAGGAGCUGCGUUACGACGACCAGAAGCUGCAGACCCGGUUUGAAUCCAUUGACUUUGCGAAGCUGCGAAGCGAGAUACAAGAAGCAAAGGAGUUGACAGACCGUCUCCACUCGCCCAUUGUCUUUGCCCACAACGAUCUCCUUGCAUACAACCUGCUGCUGGACGAAUCACAACCAGGCACCCCUGUGAUGCACAUGAUUGACUUUGAGUACGCGGCGUACAACCCCCGGGGCUACGACAUUGCAAACCACUUCUGUGAAUAUGCCGGCUUCGAGUGCGAGUACUCAAGGUUCCCCUCCAAAGCCCACCAGCUGGACUUCUUCCGCCACUAUCUGCACCCCACCGCUCCCGAGAAGGCCUCGCAGGAAGAACUGGACAGGCUGUAUCUGGAGGUGAAUGCGUUCACUCUUGCCUCUCACUUCUUCUGGUGCCUCUGGUCACUCAUUCAGGCCAAGUACUCAGCCAUUGAUUUUGACUACAUGGACUAUUUCUUUGUUCGUUACGGCAUUUAUCUAAAGCGGAAGGAGGAGGAUGUUGCGCUUGUAGAGGCUUACCUCGGCAAUCGAAAGAUGCAAACCAGCUUAGUGGUUUGA
This is a messenger RNA of Closterium sp. Naga37s-1, 732 nucleotides long. Lineage: Eukaryota; Viridiplantae; Streptophyta; Zygnematophyceae; Desmidiales; Closteriaceae. The record is from the annotation of a GenBank genome assembly.